Molecule: messenger RNA, 684 nt
Organism: Triticum turgidum subsp. durum (durum wheat)
Lineage: Eukaryota; Viridiplantae; Streptophyta; Magnoliopsida; Poales; Poaceae
Source: the annotation of a GenBank genome assembly
AUGGAUCAGCGUGGAUUUGUGCGCAAGUCCAUCGUCCGGAUCUCCUUCAAGUGGCCGAAUCCUGACAACAAGGGGAAGAUACUGACUGUCGUCCUCCCUGGCACCAUCGUCUCCAUCAAGGACGACGGAUCCUGCGUCGUGCUCGCGGAUCGCACAUUCUUCCGACGGGAGAACUGCCCUUUCGUGGUGAAUCUGCCGACUUCUGAGGGAUACGAUGCUGUGCCUGUGGCUCCAUCGAUGCAGUUUUUCGUACGUGGCUUCUGUGUGUUGGUUCUUCAGGUGCAACCAAAUGGUUAUCUGCAACCGGUGACAUUUGAGACUGGUCCUGUUCGGCGAGAGGAGGAAGUGUAUGGUUUUCUAUUUCCGCAAGAGGAUUUCUUCACGCCAACAAUGUAUUGUCCAGGAAACGUCAUUGGAGGAGAAAGCCCAUUGGGAAACUGGGUGCAUGAUAUUCCUUUUCAUUCAUUUGGUCGUUUCGGAUCACCUAUAUUCAACCAAAGUGGUCAUCUUGUUGGGAUAUCUUAUCAAAACAUGGACGCAUUGUCUGUGAAGUUCCUACAGUUAGCUGUGUUGAGUGAAGCAGAGAUCAGCAGUGUAUUGGGUAGUGUUUCCUAUGUGCUGAACGGAAACCCAAUACCACCCGAAGUCCCAAUUCUGCCCGAAGGACCGGUCCUCUCCGUCUAG